AUGGCCGGCCCAGCCCACGCAGGCGCCGGAAUCAGGCACCUGGAGUUCGCCGGACAGGACCACGAGGACCCACGAACAUUCGGCCAUACCUGCCGUGACCGUUUGGCUCGCUACGGCGUUCCACUCGAUGAGUGGACGGAGCGGGUGAGCGACCAGCUCAGAGGGGCCGCCCGUUACUGGUGGGCCAUGGUCGGGGAAGGCGAGAUGGCAUGGGACGACUUCAUCUCUCGGCUGGAGAGCCGGUUCAACGAUGCGCGAGCACUGGCACAGUGCCGGCGCUCUCUUUUCUGUACCCCACAAGGAGACGACGAGGACGUUGAGUCGUUCAUACGAGCCAAAGUGCGACUCCAUCGCUGGCUAGCCACUGGAGGCUACCUAAGUGAAGCCCUUGGGCUGGUGGUUGAACUGAUGAGGCGGGAGUUGCGUUCACACCUGAGAGGAGCCACCAGAUGUGACCUGGAGGACUUUGUGCAACUAGCCAUGGAAAUUGAAUGA
Bacillus rossius redtenbacheri is the source of this 495-nucleotide messenger RNA. Its product is annotated as activity-regulated cytoskeleton-associated protein-like. The transcript has a single exon. Bases 1 to 495 code for a protein of 164 amino acids. Lineage: Eukaryota; Metazoa; Arthropoda; Insecta; Phasmatodea; Bacillidae. The record is from RefSeq and is a predicted model, not a curated record.